Molecule: messenger RNA, 1038 nt
Organism: Danaus chrysippus (African queen)
Lineage: Eukaryota; Metazoa; Arthropoda; Insecta; Lepidoptera; Nymphalidae
Source: the annotation of a GenBank genome assembly
AUGUACCCUGUGCAGGACGGCCGGAUGGGGCGGCGUUUCGUUCUAACACUGGUGAUCGGAAUAUCUGCUGGUUUUAGUUUCGCGUACAUUCUGUUAACCUCGGCCGGUUUCACGCGGGAUGUAGCCUGGUCCUACAGAGAUUCAGCAAGAGAUCUCGAAAAACAUCCAAUACCGAGCGUCAUAGAUCACGGUAAAGACGAGCCCGCUCAUAGAGAUGAAGACAGAACUGUUGCGGAUGAAUUGGCUAAAAGAGUACGGGUUCUGUGCUGGGUUAUGACACAGCCGAGUAACCAUAAGAAGAAGGCUAUCCAUGUUAAAGCCACGUGGGGGAAGAGAUGCAAUAAACUAUUGUUUAUGAGCACCGUCGAAGAUGAGAGUUUGCCAUCAGUGAAGCUUCCAGUAUCGGAAGGUAGGGAUUAUCUUUGGGCGAAGACUAAAGCAGCCUUCAGAUAUGUGUACGAACAUCACAGAAGAGACGCUGACUGGUUUCUUAAAGCUGAUGACGACACGUAUGUCAUAGUUGAAAACCUGAGGUACAUGUUGUCUGAACACGACAGCAAAGAACCGAUGUAUUUCGGAUGUAGAUUCAAACCAUUCACCUCACAGGGUUACAUGAGCGGUGGUGCGGGGUACGUAUUAAGUCGAGCGGCUCUAGACAAGUUCGUGAGAACCGGCCUACCGUCACCACAUCUGUGUAAGGCGGGCGACCACGGGGCAGAAGACGCUGAAAUGGGUAUAUGUCUUCAACAUUUGGGCGUAAAGGCGAUGGAUUCACGGGAUUCUCUCAAUCGUGGAAGAUUCUUUCCGUUCGUUCCUAAGGAUCAUUUGUUCCCCAACAAGGAUAAAGGCUUUUGGUACUGGCAGUACAUAUACUAUCCCACUGACGAGGGUCUAGACUGUUGUUCCGACCACGCGGUUUCCUUCCACUACGUGAAUCCUGAACAGAUGUAUGUAUUGGACUAUUUGAUAUACCAUCUAAGACCAUACGGCAUCAGUUACAAGGGAUCUAUACCUAGAAACGACACUGACGUAAGAUAG